UGCCACUCGAAUCAGGUUUCUGAGAGAGAGAGAAACAGAGACAGAGAAGAGGAGAGAGAGAGAGGCGUUCAUUUCGCAGGGAGAGAGAGAUACGGAGAGGGAAAACAUCGUUGGAGUGUUGAAAGAAGCGGAAGACUUACUACUGGGUCAAAUUUACUGGUUCUUCAUCUCUCCACAUUAAAUAAAAACAAAGUGAGCACUUUGUUCUAAAAAAAGUUGAAGACGCAGUCAUGGCCGGAAUAAGGUUGGGACGCAGAAUACCGCUGUGCACCUUGCUCUUCUGGAUAAUUCAAGUUUGCUGUGGCGCUGUAACUGUGAAGGUGAUGCCGAAGGUGGAGGUGGACGGAGGAACAACAGCCAAACUGCCCUGUACAUAUUCUGGCACAGCCUUGCCAGAUGUUGUUGUUGGUUGGCACAUUGACUAUGAAAAUCAAAGAGUAAGAGUGGCCUACCGAAAAAAUUCUGGCGAGCGAAUGAGCGACACCGGUACUCCUCUGGAUGACCGAGUCACUCUUGAAGAAGACCUCACCUUGACCAUCAAGUCUGUGAAACCCUCUGAUCCAAACAAAUACUACUGCCAGGUCACUGCUGGCAAGGACGGGUCUGGAGAAGGCGAAACUACUCUUGAAGUGUUUAUUGCUCCCCAGAAACCAGAAAUCAAAAAACCGUCUCAGGCCAUCUCAGUGGGAGGACAGAUCAGCUCAGAGGUCGGCACUUGCGAAGCAACCAAUGCAUUCCCCCCUCCAAGGAUCAUUUGGUUCAAAGACAACCAGCCUCUUCCUGAGGUCAAAGACAGAAAGGAAAAGACCUACAUGGUUCUUUCUACGGUGAAGGAGUCUUCGGGUCUUUACACCAUAAAGAACGCACUGUACAUGCUGCCCACAAAGGCCGACAAGGACUCUACACUUCAUUGUACUGUGGAGUACAGCCUGGCAGGAGAGAAGAACAAGAACAUCCAGAAGAAGUCUGAACCCAUGAAAAUUGAACUUCGCUAUCCUUUUGAAAAAAUUAUGUUUAAUCUUUUCAAACCUACUGUGGUCAAAGAGGGUGAUAAUGUCACCCUAAAAUGUGAAACUGAUGGAAACCCACAGCCUCCGUUUGACUUUACAAAAGAUAAAAAACAACUUCCUGGUGCGGACGGUUUUCUGACACUGAUGAAUGUCAAGCGUACGGAUUCGGCAGAAUACACGUGCUCUGCGUUCGACGCAGAAAAUUAUAAGGAGGAGUCAAACACUAUGUUCCUUGAUGUCAACUACAUUGACGAGAUGAGCGUCACUCCUAGUGGGAAUCAGAUUAUCGAUUUGGGAAAGCAGGUUCAGUGGCAGUGUAAGACCAAGGCGUCUAAAAAUCACACUGUCCUAUGGAAAAAGGGCUCCACUGUGCUUUCUCAAGAUGGCAUUCUAUCAAUUGUAAGUGUUGGCUAUAAAGACGCUGGAGAGUACGUGUGUGUUGGCGCUGUUCCAGAAGUCCCGGGACUGACAGCUCAGGCCAUUGUAAAGCUGACGGUGAAAGGAAAGCCAGAGAUUGAGACCCCUGUUGUUGGGGAGGUGGAACAAGAAGGAGCUGAAGUGACCCUGAAGUGUUCGGCCAACGGUUUCCCCAAACCUCAGUUUACAUGGUCAGCCUCAGGAAGGGAGUCUAUCUCAGUGGAAGAUAACAAGGUGGUAAGCUCUCUGACCCUAUUUACCACACCUGAGAUCAUGAAGAGUGGUGUGAAGUGCGAGGUCUCCAACGAAUUUGGAAAGGAUACCAAGGACUUCCCUGUAGCUCUCAAACGAGCAAACACAGCUGAAGUGCUGCUCUCUGGAAACCCUGUGCUUACGUCAGCUGAGACCCAGCGGACAGGCUCCAGCACUGUGGUGGUUGCCGUGGUGGUCUGCGUUCUUCUUCUUCUGCUGCUGGUAGCUUUAUUCUACUGCCUGAGCAAGAAGACCACGAUUUGCGGCAACAAGGAUAAGAAGGAAACGGCUACUGCACAGGUGAACAACAUUGUGGUGGAGAUGAAGACGGAAAAGGCGAAUGAAGAGGCCGGACUCCUCAACAAGAGGAUCAACACAGAACAGUAAUCAACCCAGAUGAUUAAAUAACUGUGAGGGAUGAAGAACAGAAGAUGACAGUUUUGAGGACAGCAGGACUUUUUUGGUUUCUGAUUCAUGAUUGUGAAAGAGAAAACCUGGGUGGUGCUGGGGUUGGGUGCAUGUUCAUAGCUUCAAGGAUCACCAUCAUUAACUUUGGCUGUGCUUGUUUUUCAACCUGGGCGAGAGCAGCUGGGUGGGGAUUUUUACCUUUCUUGCUCAAUAAAAUUGUUAAAAACUCCAUUUAACUCACCGCAUCCAAACAAUUCACACAAUAAUAAAAUGCUUCACUGGAUAACAUGAUUAUUUUUAUUUUUUUGCAAUCAAAUCAUUUCAUUAACCCUUUGUGUCUUGUUCUGUUUUGUGUCUUAAUUCAAUGAUUAAGCAGUAAGCUUUUCUGUUUAGUAAUUUGUGUUUAAUUUGUUUCCUGUCUGCUGGGGAUAUUGGGAAAAACUAUAGUUUCCUUUCACAUGAGGUUAUCCUUCAAGCAAACUGUUUGUUAAAUAUUUGCUUCAGAGCCUGUAUUUGAUUUGCUGGUGUUUUACAUUAUUGUUGCCAGCUGCUUAUGUUUUGCAUAAAUUUCAUUUCAAAAUCCAUAAUUUUAAUAGAAUCAGACCAGGUACUUAAUCACUGUCUUUAGAAUCCCAUAUGGUUUCAAAGUAAGUUUGAAAAAACAUUAAACAAGCCAGCAUUUUAGUUGUAAAUUUUUUUUCAUUUACAUUUAUGUAUAUGAUGUCAGUUUCUGGGAGUUCUUUUUUUUAUUUUUUAUUUUUUUAUAUAUGUUUUGCUAUAAUCCUUCAAUGCAAGUUCAGAGACAGUGUUUAAUUGUUAGAGAACAUGGUGAAAUUGGUUCCUACAGUUGUGUUUGAUGUAUCUUGAAAUCUAGGAAGGACUUCAGUCUCAAAUUAAAUGACUUCUGGUAGCGAGUCGGGAAAAACUGUGGAAUUAGCUUGAGACUAGCAUUAGAUACCAGUUAUUAAAAGUGUUUUGUUUUUUUCUUUCUGUUUUUAUGCAUGUAAACAGAAAUUUGCUCCCAAAUAGUAGCUGCACUGGUUCAAGUUACAAGCUCUCAAAAGUGAAAGUAACCAGUUAUUCCCACAGUUUCAGCUGUGUUUCAUUUAUGAAGGUGAGCUCAAGCUGGCUUGGGAUCUCUGACUCUGAAAUUUCCAAAUUUAAUAAACAUUCAAUUACAUUUUUCACAUGGGGGAACUACAAAUUAUGACAUUAAAAACAACUGUUGGGUUUCAUUUGUUACAAGUGGGAUUUUCAGGAAGUGCAGCGGUUUAGUCAUAACUUCACCUGUUAGAAGAAAAACUAGUUUGGAGCACACAGAGGAGAGAGAAAACAUGACUUGGGGUUGUUUCUGGAAUAUAUGAGGUGUGUCUUUAUUUUUUUAAAUUUUUUACCAGUUUAAAUGUGGCAACAGACACAUCGUAUUGUCAGUGUUCAGGUACGUAAUUGAGACAUUUUUCUUUCACUGUCAGCAGGCCAAAAAAGAUUCCAUAUUUUUUACUUUGUUGUACACUGGAACCAAUGACCUUAAUAGAUUUCCUAAGAAAAGGUCACCUCAAACCACUAUCUGUGGCCUUUUAUUGUUUUUCGAGGUCAGUUGUAAUUAUUCAGCAAAAAUGAGACUUUGAUCGCUGUCCUUACUUUCUUUUUUUUGUUUUUUGCCAUGUUUUAUAUAAUAAUGUUGUUGGUUUUUUAGAGAGGGGAUUCUUAAUUUUGGAACUACUGAGUUUUAUUGUUUCCACACUUUUUCGCUUGCUGAGAAAGCAUAGAAUCGUUUGGGACAUUUUGCAUUACGUUUGAUUUUAUUUUGUCAAAUGAGAUAUUCCCAGUGCUUUACUUCUUUCUCUUUUUAUUGUAUGCUGUAUAUUUUGUGCUACACUGUGAUCAUUGUGGUGUGUUGAUGUAUCAUGUUUUUACUUUUUUUUCCAGCUGUUAAGAAUUUAUAAUGAAAAAAAAAAAAACCUCAAGAAAGCCAAUCACA
Molecule: messenger RNA, 4068 nt
Organism: Gambusia affinis (western mosquitofish)
Lineage: Eukaryota; Metazoa; Chordata; Actinopteri; Cyprinodontiformes; Poeciliidae
Gene: bcam
Product: basal cell adhesion molecule (Lutheran blood group)
Exons: 17
Coding region: 231-2066 (611 amino acids)
Cellular component (GO): plasma membrane
Source: RefSeq, a predicted model, not a curated record